AUGCCACGAUUCGCAGCAUUGCCUGCUCUCGGUCGCGCACCGCUGUGUGCGCAGUGCGCGCGCGCUGCACGCCGCAGUACGGCGCCGAAAGCAGCAGCAGCAGCGGCAGCAGAAAGGCCGCCCACGUUUACGUCCACGUCUCGCGCCAUGACCACGGCACGACGGUCGUUUGCGUCGGCGCAGGCGCGCACGUCUCUGCAGCAGUCGCGAUGGCUGUCCCUGUCCCCCCGGCUGUCUGCCGCCGCGCGCGGCCCACCGGCAACAGAUCCCGAUGCGGCGUCGUCCUCAUCUCCGUCGGCCGCAUCCCCGUCGACGCCGCCCUCGUUCUACGCCCUGUUCCCCAAGACGUUCCCGCGCGGCGCGCCCCCCGCUGGGCCCUUUGCCGUCGAUGUGCGUGCUCUGCGCACCGAGUUUCUGAGGCUGCAGGCGGCCGCCCAUCCGGAUUUUCACCAUGCGGCGGGGGGCGCAGCAGACACCAGCGUGAGUGGCGCUGCCGACGCAGCCGACGCCAGCGAUACGAGCGAAACGAGGACACAAACAGGGACACAAUCAGGGACUGGCCACUCUAGUGCCCGCGCCCGCGCCGAGGCCCUGUCGUCGCUCAUCAACGAGGCCUACCGCACCCUGGCGUCGCCCCUCUUGCGGGCCCAGUACCUGCUGCGGCAGCGCUUUGACGUCGACCUCGCCAACGACGAGUCGACGCUGACUGGCGACCGUGGCAAUGGCAGUGGCAGUGGCAGUGGCAGCGGCGGCGGCAAAGACAUGGACCUGCUCAUGGCCGUCCUCGAGGUGCGCGAAGAGAUUGAGCAGGCCCAGGCCGAGGCGGACCUGGAGCCCGUGCGCGCGGCCAACGACGCGCGCAUGCGGGCGAGCGAGGCCGUGCUGGCCGCCGCGUUUGCGGCCGACGACGCGGCGGCGGCGCAGCGCGAGGCCGUGCGGCUGCGGUACUGGGUGAACAUUGACGAUGCGCUGCGCAACUGGGAGCGGGGCAAGGACAUUGUGCUGGAGCAUUAG
This is a messenger RNA of Sporothrix brasiliensis 5110, 1014 nucleotides long. Its product is annotated as Co-chaperone Hsc20. The coding region runs from base 1 to 1014 and encodes 337 amino acids. NCBI's taxonomy places the organism in Eukaryota, Fungi, Ascomycota, Sordariomycetes, Ophiostomatales, Ophiostomataceae. Gene Ontology annotation, cellular component: mitochondrion. Gene Ontology annotation, biological process: [2Fe-2S] cluster assembly; protein complex oligomerization. The record is from RefSeq and is a predicted model, not a curated record. Gene Ontology annotation, molecular function: ATPase activator activity; protein-folding chaperone binding. The transcript has a single exon.